AUGUCACAUUUAAUAGUAAUAGUAACAGCUGUUUUAAUGCUUUUAUUGUUGAAUAUUGCACCUAUUCAUUGUGAAAAUGACCCUAUCCAGGGUGAAGGAUACGUUUGGUCAACCUCAGAAGUAGGGAAUGGUCACAGAUACAAAGGAUUACUUUUGACCACUCCUACAAUCAAAGAGGCGAUGAUUGAAUCAAAACAAGAAUGGGAUUUUAUUAGAACCAAGUGGUGGCCACCUACGAUAUGGGUCUCUGGUAAAGACAUCAGAGGUAUUGGGAAUUACACCUAUUCAAGUGGACCAGGAACCAAUCAACCACUAUUUAAUAUGUAUACUGGUCAAUGUUGGGGUAUGUCUAUUAAAAGAUAUUGUACAUUCAAUGCAGGCCAGCCAUCCUUAACUCUUGCUGCUGAAGAUCAAUAUAUUUACAUCAGAGGACCGACUUGGAAUUUUAAUAAUGAUAAUGGUUCUAAUGAUCAAGUUCAUACAGCAAUAUGUGAAUUACAGCCCAUUUCAGAAGAAUAUAUUCCAUCAAUCGGUACAAAUGGAGGAUCAAUAACAAUCAACAAUCUAUCACAAUUCAACAUACAAACAAUCAACAUUACGUUUUCCAAUCCAACCAAACAACUUGAAAAAUCAUGUCAAAUAACUUCAAAACAAGGAACAUCAAUCACUUGUACUGUUCCACCUCUAUCUGGACUUCAUGAUGUCACUGUUCAAGAUGCUAGUGGAGUCAGCUCAGCACACUAUGCAUGGCAACCAUAUCCACCAUUUAUCAAAGCUGUCUAUCCAUCAUUCACUGCUAAUGGAUUGGUUACACUGAUUGGUGAUAACUUUGGUGAUAACACCAAUAAUACGGUAGCUGUCAGUGUCUCAACAUCUAUAACAGAUGCACCGGCGAUUGACAAUAUUACUAGUAUUAUACCUGGACAAGCAUCACAGGUUACAAUCAAUGGGAAUCAUUUUGGAAGAGACAGUUCAUAUGUUUUGAUUUCGAUUCAAGGAAGUCAAUGUAAAUCACCAAUGUUUAUUGAAAACAACUAUCAACAAAUUACUUGUUCAUUGGGUAGUGUUGAACCUUAUUCAACCGAUCUAAAUUAUACUGUUAAAAUUGGAGUUGGUGGAAUGCUUACAACCAAAGUUGUAUCUCUUGCGAAAGAGUGUCUUAACAAUUGCUCGUCACAUGGCAUUUGCAAUACCACGUUUGGGUCAUGCAAAUGUAACAGUGGUCAUGAACCCCUAUUGGAUUGUUCAGAGUUGGUUAAUCGUAGUCAAUUGCUCAACACAACGAUUUGGGAUAACGGCAUGUCACUUUUAUCAACAGACCAAACGAUUAGUGGUGUGAUUGUCAAUUUCACAACUGGUAUACAAUUCAUUCGUGAAAUCAAUCAUGACCAAUCAAUAAUUAAAACAAUAUCAAUGGAUAGUGCCGUGUGGACGCAAGAAGAGGAGAAGACAUCUGCUGGUGAAUUAGUGAUAUUCCAUACACAAUCAGAUUCAGUAGAAUUUGACAAGUGUGGUAAGCUAAAAGUCAGAAGUGACAUAUCACGUGGUGAUCAAAUUAUAUGGACCAGAGUUCAAGUUGGAAGGACACUAUUAAACUGUAAAAUAGCAAGUAGAAUGGUUAUAGACAACUCGACAAUCAUUCCAUCCAAAGUAACACUUCUCACCAACGAUGAUCCAGUCUCUCAACAAAUCUGGAAAAGUCGAAAAUUCAACCUUUUAACCACAUUCCACAAACCUAGAUUCUCUCAAUCGGUUGAACUCGAUCACGUCUUCAACGCACUCAUUCUUGGCGACGACUCCAACUUGCCAUAUGAGUGUACUGAAGAGACAUCUGAUCAAUGGACAUUUAUCAUAGUCGCUGUUGUCUUAUCGGCUGCACUACUCUCUAAAUCGAUGACAUCAAUAUAUAUAUCAAUAUCACCAACACCACCACCACUACUUACAUAUCACACUAAAAUAAUUAUAGGAGACCCUAAUAAAUUUACAAAAGAGCACCGUUGUUUCUCUGAGAAGUUCCCACCCGAUCUAUGUAAUGUCUUUAGUACACAAGAGUAUGCCACCAUCAUAAGCUCUUACAAUCAUGCGACAAAGGUGGAUUUAAGUCGCAUUACUGGCAUACUAGCCGUUAUAAUGGUGGCUUCCUUUGCGAUCAUGCUCUUUCAAAACGAUACAGUCACAUACGCUGGUGCUGGAGUCGCUAUCGUUGGUUCAUUUUAUAUGAUUGCUUACCUUCUCUUUAUCAAUUCAAAAAGGAAAAGAAGCAUCCAUGAGUUGAAUGAAGAAUACAAUAUGAUGUUUGCGCAAAGAGGUGUAUCAUUUGGACUAGAAUAUAUAGCUUCUCUAUACAGGCUUUCAAUUCGGUAUCCUUUAGGACCACCACAAUCACCACCAACAUACUCUGACAUGAAUCAUAAUCAAAAUAAUUAUAUUAUUAAUAAUAAUUACAACAAUCAAGAUACCAUCAUUGAAAAUCCUUGGAAUGGAGUAAUGUUAAAUAAUAUUAGUGAUGCAUCUUCAUCAUCAUCAGCACCCAAGAAUUAA
Messenger RNA from Cavenderia fasciculata, 2541 nucleotides. RefSeq lists its product as uncharacterized. The record is from RefSeq and is a predicted model, not a curated record. The transcript is spliced from 7 exons. Bases 1 to 2541 code for a protein of 846 amino acids. Lineage: Eukaryota; Evosea; Eumycetozoa; Acytosteliales; Cavenderiaceae.